This is a messenger RNA of Hippopotamus amphibius kiboko, 2551 nucleotides long. It is a transcript of the gene KCNMB3, whose product is annotated as potassium calcium-activated channel subfamily M regulatory beta subunit 3. Gene Ontology annotation, molecular function: calcium-activated potassium channel activity; potassium channel regulator activity. The transcript is spliced from 12 exons. The record is from RefSeq and is a predicted model, not a curated record. NCBI's taxonomy places the organism in Eukaryota, Metazoa, Chordata, Mammalia, Artiodactyla, Hippopotamidae. Gene Ontology annotation, biological process: potassium ion transport; detection of calcium ion. Gene Ontology annotation, cellular component: voltage-gated potassium channel complex; membrane.
CGGCCCCACUCCCUCCCCGCGCGCCCUCCGCAUAGCCCGCCAGGCCCCCAGCCCGGCCUCGGCGGCCGCACUCACCGCCUCGCUCCGCGCCUGCGCCGCGCGCCACUGGGGCCCGCCGCGAGGGCAGGGAGGUGACUAGGGGUGAAAACCACGCAGCGGUUUUGGGAAGGAGAUGCGUUUGCCUGCCAGCGCCGGCGCCGUCGUUCCACUAGCGUCAUGCCCUAGCAGCGAGGGACUUUUGAUUUGCGCUGGUAGCUGGACAUCAGCUCUCUGUUGGCUUAGCCGACUCUUCUGAGAACCAACUCAUAGAAAAGCAUGUGGGAUCUUAGUUCCCAACCAGGGACUGAAUCCUGUGCCCUCUGCAGUGGAAGCACAGAAUCUUAACCGCUGGACCACCAGGGAAGUCCCAUGAUGCGUUUUAACCAGACUUAUUGUGAUAAUCAUCUUAUUAUUAUGAGAUUCCUGCCCCUUCCAUCUAGGAAAGUGCUUCAGUUUUAAAGGAUUGAUGGUAUUGAUGUUUCUUGUGCAUCUAGCAGAACUUCUAGAAAGGAAAGUGUGGCCCAGAUAUUUCAGCUUGGAUGAAACAGAUGGGGCGAAACACGGAGUUGCUGAUCGUUUCUGCCCCAUGUGGCUGCAAAGCCAGGCACCUGAUUGUGUGCUCUGGGAGUCAUCAUGGUGUAACAUGUCCUUCUAAAAGGGAGGCCAGUUUCCUUGCUGCCAAAAUGACAGAUGUCUGAUAAUUUAACUUUGCCAGUAUUGGUAGAUAGUCAUUGGCUUCAAUUUAUGAUUAAUAACUGGCACAAGGAGAAAAUUUGAUUUUCUAGCCUAUUUGCUCCUUUGUGGAUCUUUAGGCGCUUAAAAUGGAGACAAAUGACAGAAGCUGAACUCCAUCUACCGUGAGCAAAAAAGUGGAUUUAUUGACUCUCAUAACAGGGAGGCGCAGCCAGGAGUGGAUUAGCGUCAGGCACAGCUGGUUCAAACAUCAUCAUCCAGGCUGCUUCCCUCUCUCUGCUUUUUGUCUGUCCUUGUCUGUUCUACAGGCAGGUUCCCUUCAUGUGAGUUCUUCCCCCAGUCUUUAUAACAACCCCAUGGAGUUUGUAACUAUUCCCAUUCUACAGAUUCAUACAUCCAGCUUCCUAACACACCCACCAACUUAGAUGUUCCUGCACAGAUAAUUGUGGAAUUGGAUUGUAACUCUAUAUGAGACACCGGGGUCCAAAGGCAAACCCCACAGGAUUCCUGCUGGCAAAAGCUCACAGUCUAACUGGGGAGGAAGACAGGACAGCCUUUUCUGCCUCAGGGAGGAAGAGAAACAUAGACCACAGUGAUGGAGACCCGCCAGAUGUGCACAGGAAGCUGCCAUCCAGUGCCGGAGAGGACCGAGCCAUGCUGCUAGGGUUUGCAAUGAUGGGCUUCUCUGUCCUAAUGUUUUUCUUGCUGGGAACAACCAUCCUAAAGCCCUUCAUGCUCAGCACUCAGAGAGAAGAAUCGAACUGCACUAUCACCCACACGCACAUCAUGGAUGACGGGAUGGACUGUGCUUUGCCCUGUGGUGUGGACUGCUGAGGUCAGGGCAAGCACCCGUGUCUGCAGGUGUUUGUGAACCUCACCCAUUCAGGUCAGAAAGCGCUCCUACAUUAUAAUGAAGAGGUUGUCCACAUAAAUUCCAAGUGCUUCUACACACCUAAGUGCCACUGGGAUAGAAGUGAUUUGCUCAGGGGUGCUCUGGACAUAAAGGAAUUCUUUGAUCACAAAAAUGGGACCCCCUUUUCAUGCUUCUACAGUCCAGACAGCCAAUCUGAAGACGUCAUUCUUAUAAAAAAGAUAACUUUCAACAUACACAUUGCCUUACUGGUUACCUACCGAAGAUCAAGACCCUGAUUUUGCCAGAUAUUUUCCAUAAUGCGAAUAAUCUGAAGUGUUAGCAUAUCUUGCCGUAAGUCUGAAAUUCAAAGAACAUGUAUGUAUACCAUCACUUAAUGCCACAAGUGCAAAUUUGAGUAUCACAUCAUCACAAUGUUUUCAAACAGAAAAUACACAGAACUAUGUUUGCACUUCAAAAUAAUCUAUAAGGAAGCGAUAAUCUGAGUCUUUAACCCAUUUCUAAAGUAUCUGCAUAAACACAUCUGUAUAACAAUGUAGGAUACGCUGGCAUGUAUUUCACAAAAAAGUUAAAAUAAAUUACUUAUUUUUCUGAAUUUUUAAAUUUGAACAUGCUUAUCUUAAAAUAAUUGGAUUAACAGAAUUCACUGCUGAAAGGUCAUUUCCUAAUGAAAACCCAUCAAUGCUAAUUUGUUUAGUAUAUAAAAAUGUAUUCUCCCACAACCUCUUCUCCAAAGAAACUAGGACCUUCUUUUAUGAUUCCUUAGCAGACCACACUUUUCGUUUGUACCAGGGUUGUAAUUUUGUUUUUGUAGUUAUUUGUUUAAUGUCUCUCUUUUCCCUGCCAGACUGUAAACUGUAAGAGGGCAGGAAUUCUGUUUCGUGUAUUCUUGCAACCUCAGGGCCUAGCAUAUCAAAUAUUUAUGGAGUGAAUGGAUAUACAGCUAAG